Molecule: messenger RNA, 1522 nt
Organism: Bursaphelenchus okinawaensis
Lineage: Eukaryota; Metazoa; Nematoda; Chromadorea; Rhabditida; Aphelenchoididae
Source: the annotation of a GenBank genome assembly
AUGAAAGCCCUGAUGGUAUGCCUGUUCGUGGUUAUUGUACUCUACACAGCUAUGGUAUUUGUCAAUGCGGCAGCUUUGUAUGAAGAUAUGAGACGAAAUGCCAGAGAUGAAUCAGUUCAAACUGAUCUGAAUCAAAGCACCGACGAUGAGGAAGGUAACGAUGAAGGGGAGGAGCAGGGCUUUGCAAGUUUACACGGUGGCUUAAAGUAAGUGGCUUCUUUUAGUUUUAUUUUAAAAUUAUAAGAGAUUUUUUCGUAUUGUACAAUUUAUUUUUUUGUUGUGUUAAAAACGCUUUUUUAAUUAAUUUUAAAAAAUUUUAUUGCCAUAGAGCUAGAGUUAUAGCUAUUGCUAGCGCUAGGGCUAAUGCUGAGUUUGAGCUAAUAGAAAGACGGCUAGGACUAAAGCUAAAGUAAAACUUAUUUUUCGAAGACAUUUUCGAAACGUUUACUGCUUUUUUAUUUUUAUAUUACUAAUGAUUUAUAAUGUUUAGGCAAUGGCGUGUUGGGCGGAGUAUUUCUAAGUUUAAAAAGAGAAGAGGGAAGAGAAAAGUAAAAAUGAAGUUAAGGUCUAGUAAGGAUUGAAUAUUGUAAUACGGAGUUAAAAUAUAGUGUGCUACUGUUAGAGUAAAGCAUGGUAAAGAGUAUUACGGAAAACUUAGGGUAAGGUAGAACCUGAGCAAGAGAAGGUGAGCAAGCUAUUAGAAUAAAAGUAGAAUCGGGUAAGGUAGGAUAGGGUAGGAUAGUGUAGAGUAGGGUAGGGUAGGGUAGGGUAGGGUAGGGUAGGGUAGGGUAGGGUAGGGUAGGGUAGGGUAGGGUAGGGUAAUUUUUUGGGUAGGGUAUUUAGAGUCUUAGAAACGUUAUAUUGAUAACUGAUACUCAUUUUAGAAACUUUUCAAGGCGGAGACCAAAGACAGCGACGGCUCGUCAGAGCCGUUGAUGGCCGAUCGGACGCCACGAAAGCGAAGCUGGAGGAUACUCGUUCCGUUCCUAGUCAAGGUUUGAAUCAAAUUAGGCGAGAUGAAAGUGUACCACUACUUUCAAAGCCACAUAUGGAGUCUGAAGAAGUACCAAAUUCUGUCUUUAGUACUGGUACUGAAAAUGGUCUUUUUGGUACUGGUACCAAAAAUGGUCUUUUUGGAAAAUUUGGUACUAAUACUAUGUCUGAUGCUCAAUCAGGUACUAAUAUAAUACCUAGUGCUCAAUCGGAUAUCAAUAAUGUGCCUGGUACCAACGUCGACUACAAUACCUUGUUUGAUACUGAAUAUAAGACUAAUAGUGUACCAAACACUGAUGAGUACCAAAACUUGAUCAAAAGAGAAAUACGACCAAGUGCAAUGGGCUUUGUACCUCAUUAUAUGGCUGACGUUGAUAAAAGAAGUGUAGCUGAUAGUGGCUUUGAUUCUUCAUCUUUUGAAGAAUCAGAAGCGCUACGAAGGCGACGAUGGUUCUUCGGACUCUUUAGCGAUGAUUCAACUGAUACGCCUGAAGAAAUAUCAUCAAAAGCUGUGGAAGCGAGUGCUUAG